AUGUCUCAUCAACGUAAUCUCAAGCGUUCAUUUUGUGAACCAAUAUCUGUUGCAAAUUCUUUGAAAGAAUGUAACAGUACACCAUAUAAACGACGAAAACAAACUAGUCAAGCUCUGGAAGCCCUAGGUCAACUUUUUAUGGAUUCAUCUAUUGAUGAUCUUGAUAAUAAUAAACUCAAUAAAAAUGAUAUACUCAGCUUGACGCUGUCACGUCUUUUACGCCGUAAAUAUUGGUCAUCUGAUAUUGCUGAUAGAAAUACUAAAUUAGCAGCUGGCAUUCAAAGUUCAUCGAUUACAGAUGAUCUUAAAGGUUUUAUUAUUGCAGUCAAUACAACUGGUAGAAUUAUUUUAAUUAGUGAUAAUGUUGAAUAUUAUUUACGUAAAAAUGUUCGAUUACUUUAUCCUCAAUUAAGAAGUAUUUAUGAUUGUAUAAGUAAAAAUGAUCAUGAUACGAUCCGUCAAAUUCUUUCAACACCAACAAUGGAUGAAAAACGUGCUAUUUGCACUUGGAUAUUACCACGAGGUAAACGUCCUAAUCGAUCAAAUACAGAAACGAAAUCAAUGGUGUUGACAGGUCAUUUUUUCUUUACUGAAAAUGAUGAAAGUCAAGAACCAUUAUUUGUGGCACGUUGUGAACAAAUUCUUUCAAGCACACCUAAUAUUCCAACAAAUGGUACUGGUUCAACAAGUGCAACAACACUUCGAUUUGUUCUUACGGAUCAACUGAAUAUCAGUGAAAUUUCAUCAAAUACGGAAUUUUUAUUAGGUUAUAAGCCAAAUGAAUUAAUCGAUCAAUCAAUUUAUCGUAUUUUACCAACAGAAUGUUGGGAUAUAAUAGAACAAGCAAAACAAAAUUGUCUGUCAGGUCCACAUUGUACAUUUAUGAGUGUCCUUGAUCUGUUUACUCAUAAUGGUGAUCGUCUUACUUUUCUGUGCAAUACACAUACGUUGAUUGAAGGGCGACGUAAAAGAAUAAAAUUAGGUUUUCUAGCACAGCUUAUUGAUCCUCUCAUGCGAUAUCAAUGUCUUAAUUAUAUCAAUAAACAAAAUAGUGAACGACGAAAAGCUUUUAUUCAAUCAGAAUCAAUGUGUAUGUCAAAUAUAAUAUUAAAUAAUUCAACAACAACAAAUAUUUCAAUGUCACCCAAUGAUCAAUGUUUAUCAAUGAAUGAUAAACCAAAAUAUAAACGGCAACGAAUUGAUUAUGAAUACAUGGAAAAAGAAAAUUUUAGUGUCUUUGAUCAACCUCAAUAUAUUGCACAGGUUCCAUUUGCAACACAUUUUAAUAACAAAUUCUUAUCAUCUGGAACACAAGAACUUGGUCAUAUUGAUGAACUUUUUAAUUGGCUUGAUGAAGAAGAGAAAAGAUCAAAGAAUAAAUUUUCAGUAUUUGAUACUGUUAAUGAUGUAUUUAAUAUGAACAACAUUCCAGAUUUGGACCUUUUUACACCAAAUAUAUCAGAAAUAGACUUCUUUUAA
This is a messenger RNA of Rotaria sordida, 1479 nucleotides long. The record is from the annotation of a GenBank genome assembly. NCBI's taxonomy places the organism in Eukaryota, Metazoa, Rotifera, Eurotatoria, Philodinida, Philodinidae.